Stegostoma tigrinum is the source of this 2909-nucleotide messenger RNA. Its product is annotated as solute carrier family 22 member 2-like. Gene Ontology annotation, cellular component: membrane. Gene Ontology annotation, biological process: transmembrane transport. The transcript has 11 exons. The record is from RefSeq and is a predicted model, not a curated record. NCBI's taxonomy places the organism in Eukaryota, Metazoa, Chordata, Chondrichthyes, Orectolobiformes, Stegostomatidae. The coding region runs from base 157 to 1836 and encodes 559 amino acids.
UUUAUUAACUCUGUUAUUUACACAAUUGGUUUAAAGACCUUUGUUCGCAAACCACUUCUGCUUGGUUCGUGUCUUGCAGUUAUAAAAAAAUCUUUGUACAGGUAACAUAUUCGACUGAAACCGUUUACUAAAGUGCUUGUGAAAAUAUCUUGGGCAAUGACUACUUUUGACGAUCUCUUGGUAGAAGUAGGAGAGUUUGGUGUUCACCAAAAGACAAUUUUCUUUCUAACCUGUUUAGCAACAACAAUGUUCCCGUAUUUGUAUGUUGGAAUUGUUUUUCUAGCUUUUACCCCCAACCAUUGGUGCAGGGGUCCCGGAGUGGCUGAGCUGAGGAAUGAAUGUGGUUGGUCCCUCGAAGAAGAAAGGAAUUAUACGGUGCCUCCUGACAGUGUUGACAACUCCUCGUUCAGUCGUUGUGAGAGAUAUGAUAUAAAGUGGAAUGCCACUUCAUUCAGCUGCGAAAAUCCACUUUCAUUUCUCCAAAAUGCUUCAGUGGAACUACCGCUUACAAUGUGCGAGGAUGGAUGGGUUUUCGAAGAAGGAUCCUUCCCGAGCAUUGUGACAGAGUUUGGACUAGUGUGUGCUGAGGCUUGGAAAGUGGACCUGUCCCAGUCUUGUCUAAACAUGGGAUUUAUGCUUGGAACAAUAUUCCUCGGUUUUGGAGCAGACAUAUAUGGCAGAAAAAAAUGCUACUUGUUUUCCAUAUUUACAACCUCAGUUGCUGGACUCGCUGUGGCAUUUGCACCAAGUUACCUUUGGUUCAACAUCUUCCGCACUCUGCAGGGAUUGUUCAGCAAGGGUGGUUGGCUGAGUGCCUAUGUCUUAAUUACAGAAAUUGUUGGAAUGGAAUACAGAAGAACAGUGGGGAUUUUGAACCAGAUGUGCUUCAGUCUUGGGAUGAUACUACUUGCUGCUGUUGCUGUUUUCAUACCAGCCUGGAGAAAUCUGCAGCUGGUGGCGACCAUACCAUGCUUUGUCUUCCUCACCUACUAUUGGCUGAUUCCAGAAUCUCCAAGAUGGUUGCUGUCUCGACAGAAAUAUGACGAGGCCCAAAGAAUUCUACAGAAUAUGGCAAAAAGGAAUAAAAAGCAUAAUUUCUCGACAGAUAUUAAGGCAGUUCAAAUUGAAGAUUGUGUUGAAGCAUUGAAGAGUCCCUCAGUUAUAGACUUGGUAAAAACGCCGCAGAUAAGGAAGCAUACUCUUAUUCUGAUGUUCAAUUGGUUUGCUAGUGCUGUGGUGUAUCUCGGACUUGUCAUGCGUUUGGGGAUUAUGGGAGGAAACGUUUACAUCAAUUUCUUUAUCUCAGGAGCUGUGGAGCUACCAGCCGCAAUCAUCAUUAUUCUUCUCAUUGACCGAAUAGGACGUCGCUAUCCCUUUGCAGGAGGCAAUUUCCUGGCAGGAGCAUCUUGCUUGAUAACCGCCUUCAUCCCUGAUGAUCAAUACUGGCUGAAGGCAGUAAUCUCAUCUUUUGGCAAACUAGGGAUUACGGUCGCCUUUUUAAUGGUCUGUUUUGUAAAUACCGAAUUGUAUCCAACAUUUUUAAGGAACUUUGCAAUUUCAGUGUGCUCAGUACUGUCUGACUUUGGGGGUAUUGUAGCACCAUUCCUUCUGUAUAGGUUGGCAGCUAUCUGGAUAGAAAUGCCCCUCGUGGUUUUUGCAGUGAUUGCUAUGAUUGCUGGUGCACUAGUUCUGUUUCUACCUGAAACCAUGGGGGUUACCUUACCAGAGACCAUUGAAGAAGCAGAAACCAUUGGACGAGAGAAGAAAACAGCCCCAAAGGCAACCUAUGAGCUGGUUGCUGUACAUCCUUCGGCAGAAACAAGUAAUGACAAGUAACCUGCUUCAGAGAAGAUUGUAACUUCCUGAAUUAGAUUAAUGUGUUCAAAAGUACUAUUGAGAUUAUUUAACAGUCAAUGAUUUGUAAUAAUGUGUUCACAACAUUCAAGUCUUGCAACAUCAAGUCCUAUUGAAAAAAAUCACUCACUUCAAUUUUAUUGUAAUCACAAACAUUGGAGCUUAAAGGUUUUGAUUCUGUUCACUGUAUGUAGAAUCCUCACAUAGAAGUAUACAGCACAGAAACAGACCCUUUGGUUCAACUUGUUCAUGCUGACCAGAUAUCCUAAAUUCAUUGAGUCUCAUAUGUCAGGACUUGGCUCAUGUCCCUCUAAACCCUUCUUAAUUGCAUUCAAUUCCAGAUGCCUUUCAAAUUUAAUUAUACCAGGUUCCACCACUUCUUCUGGCAGCUCAUUCUAUACACGCACAAACCUCUGUGUGAAAAAGUUGCCUCUUAUGUCCCUUUUAAAUCUUUCCCCUCGCACCUUAAACCUAUACCCUCUCGUUUUGGACUCCCCUACCGUGGGAAAAAGACCUUGACUAUUCUCCAUAUCAGUGUCCGUCAUGAUUUUAUAAAUUUCUGUAAGGUCACCCCUCAGCCUCUGACACUCCAGGGGAAAUAGCACCAGCCUAUUCAGCCUUCCCCUAUAGCUUAAACUCUACAGCCCUGGCAACAUCCUUGUAAAUCUUUUCUUAACUCUUCCAAAUUUCAAACAUCUUUCCUAUAGCUGGGAGACCGGAAUUGAAAACAAUAUUCCAAAAGUGGCAUAAACAAUAUCCUGUACAGCUGACCUCCCAACUCCUAUACUCAAUGCACUGACCAAUAAAGGCAAGCAUACCAAAUACCUUCUUCACUACCAUGUGUCAUGUAAGGUUAACGGAAGUGGUUUAGUAAUUUGCAGUGUCUGUAUACAGUCUUGAGCAGAUAAGGACUGCCUCACCCCAUGCACUGUGUGAUUGGGAUAUUUGUGGAUCUCUAACAGAUACAUUUACCUGACAUAAGAAUGGACCACAAUGGCUGAUCUUUGUACAACAGAAAGUUUUAUGAAUUAAAAAGAAGUGUUUGAUUAUGUCAA